AUGUUAAGGAUCGCAAAGAACCUUGUUAAAACAUUCGAGCAAUCUGUGCAUGAUAUAUCGGGUGAUAGAUCACUUGAUGUGUACUUUCAAUCAAUUCCACCAAAUUUGCUGAUUCCCGGUAAUGAUACGAACACAUCGAUACACGGACUUAGGGUUGUGAAGUCGGAGGAGUCGCAGCUGCAGUUGCAGUCAUUUUUUGACUCCAUUGUGGGUAUUAACAACCAGCCGAUCCCAACGAUCACAAACCAGCAUGGCUUCCUAUACCCAGAUUACAACUCAAUUUUUAGAAUUUUGAACAAUAGCUGCGGCAACAGCGUCCAAUUCAACGUCUGGUCCGCCAAGGGCGGCUUCUACCGCGACGAGUAUAUCCAUAUAACGCCAAAGACUGCCGUCGAGGACGUCCCGCUCAACAACGAUGGUGAAGACUCCACUCACGUGAUCUUCGAAUCUCUGGGAUUCGCUGUGCAGUGGACACCAUUGAUCGCCUCGACCUACACUUACCACGUGCUUAAUAUCAACCUGGCGGAGGGUCCUGCACAGCUAGCGGGACUCGUUCCCGGCGAGGACUAUAUAAUCGGAUGCCAGGACGGCCUCCUAGCCACUGGCGGCGAAACUAUUCUCCAAGAUAUCGUCAGGUCACGUACCAAUCAGGACCUGGUACUAUAUGUCUACAACCUGGAGGUCGACUGUGUGAGGCCUGUAACGGUGCAUAUCGGGAGCGAUGGCCGCCUUGGGUGCGGGGUGGGGUACGGCUUCAUUCACCGCAUUCCUCCACCUAAAUCAAACUAUAAUUUUGAGGUAGGCCAAAAUUCCGAAGCCUUCAUUCCUGCUAGGGCGCUACAGUCGCAGCCCAUCGCAACUACUAAUGCACCACCUCAACAGCAUACUGCCCGCAAGAAAAAGCGGCAACCAAAUGCUCCCAACACGUCAAUUAUGCAAGAUUACUUCAAUGAAGGCAAAGAUGAAAGUCCCAGAAGGGCAUCACCAAGUACUCCUAUAGAACCACCGCGGCAGCAUAAGCCUCAAGAGUAG
This is a messenger RNA of Eremothecium sinecaudum, 1032 nucleotides long. It is a transcript of the gene GRH1, whose product is annotated as Grh1p. Gene Ontology annotation, molecular function: protein binding. Gene Ontology annotation, cellular component: Golgi apparatus. The coding region runs from base 1 to 1032 and encodes 343 amino acids. Gene Ontology annotation, biological process: Golgi organization. The record is from RefSeq and is a predicted model, not a curated record. The transcript has a single exon. Lineage: Eukaryota; Fungi; Ascomycota; Saccharomycetes; Saccharomycetales; Saccharomycetaceae.